Molecule: messenger RNA, 2798 nt
Organism: Zychaea mexicana
Lineage: Eukaryota; Fungi; Mucoromycota; Mucoromycetes; Mucorales; Lichtheimiaceae
Product: plasma-membrane proton-efflux P-type ATPase
Exons: 5
Coding region: 7-2703 (898 amino acids)
Biological process (GO): proton export across plasma membrane; regulation of intracellular pH
Cellular component (GO): plasma membrane
Molecular function (GO): ATP binding; ATP hydrolysis activity; P-type proton-exporting transporter activity
Source: RefSeq, a predicted model, not a curated record
CCAAGCAUGGACGAAAAAAAUAACGAAAAGAUAAAAGAAUCCGCAAAACUUGAAGAGCACGAGCAUGUGGAACACGAAGACAUCAUCCCGCCAGAACUUGAGGCACUUUUGCACACAGAUCCACGUACAGGCCUUAAUGCAGCAGAGAUCGAUGAGCGACAAAAGACGUUUGGCAUGAACGAGCUGCCAGAACGCAAAACGAACCCAUUUCUAAAAUUCUUGCGCUAUUUUACGGGUCCCAUGAGCUAUCUGAUUGAAAUGGCCUGUGUACUCUCUGCACUGGUGAGCGACUGGCUCGACUUUGGAUUGAUCCUAGCGCUUUUGCUUGUGAAUGCCGGAAUCGGCUAUGGCGAGGAGCGUAAAGCAGAAUCGGCACUUGCCGCCUUACGACAGACAUUGGCACUCAAGACACGAUCGUGGCGAGACGGAAAACUGCAAGAAAUUGAUGUACGCGCACUGGUGCCCGGCGACGUAAUCGUCUUGCGCAUCGGCGACAUUAUUCCAGCUGACGCGCGAUUGCUUGGUCUGGGCGUGAACGGUGAGCAGAGCGAGGCCGAGUUACAGAUCGACCAGUCAGCAUUAACGGGCGAAUCACUCCCUGUUGCCAAAAUUAAGGGCAGCACUGUCUACAGCUCCAGUAUCGUUAAGCAAGGCCAGCAGCUGGCUGUCGUUACUAAAACAGGCACACAGACAUUUAUCGGUCGUGCCGCAAGUCUGAUUGCAAUCACAGCGGAGCAAGGCCAUUUUCAAAAGGUCAUUAACAAGAUCGCAAAUGUACUUGUUGUCUCGACCGUACUACUAGUGGGCAUAGUAUUAGCAUAUCAAAUGAUCAAGUACCAGGGCACCCCGGAAGGUGAUUGGAGAGUCGUUGUCAAGAACUGCUUGGUGCUUACCGUUGCUGCUAUACCAGUCGGCUUACCAACCGUCAUGUCCGUUACGAUGGCCGUUGGAGCUAAACAGCUAUCGAGAAAGAAGGUUAUUGUUAAGCGUCUCACAGCAAUCGAAGAGCUGGCGUCCGUUUCGGUGCUGUGCUCGGACAAGACUGGCACACUGACGCUAAACGAGUUGACUUUCGACGAGCCCUAUUUGGCACCUGGAUAUACCUCUGAUGAUAUUUUGCUGUAUUCAUAUUUGGCUGCUGAGCCUGGUGCCAAUGAUCCGAUCGAAUCGGCUGUACGUCGUGCAGCCGAAGACACACUGGACGUCUUGCAAAAACGCGAGGAUAGCCACAGCGUACCCGGCUACAAGGUCACUGCCUUCCAACCUUUCAAUCCAGUUACAAAGAUGACCCAAGCAACCAUCCUUAACUUGAAGAAUGAUCAACAUUUCCGUGUCGCAAAGGGAGCACCUCAGGCAAUUGUUAUCAUUGAGCUUGUAGGUGGAAACGAUGAUGCCGUGAAUGCAGUCAAUGCGCUUGCACGUCGUGGUCUUCGUGCUCUUGGCGUUGCCAAAUCCAUCCCGAACGAUCCUGAAAAAUUCGAGCUCGUCGGCAUGAUUUCCUUACUCGAUCCACCACGCACAGACUCGGCCGAAACGAUUCGAGACUGCAACAGCCUCGGCGUUGAAGUCAAGAUGAUCACGGGCGAUCAGCAUAUAAUUGCAAAAGAAGUGGCAGGCCGUAUGGGAAUGAGUCGUGUCAUCCUCGAUGCGAACCAUCUCGUGGAUCCCAGUAAAUCUGAAGAUGAAGUGACAGAGCAUUGCAAGCGCGCUGACGGGUUUGCCCAAGUAAUUCCAGAACACAAGUACCGUGUUGUCGAACUGCUUCAAAAUAAAGGCUUGCUUGUCGGUAUGACAGGCGAUGGUGUAAAUGAUGCGCCGGCGCUCAAGAAGGCCGACGUGGGCAUCGCGGUUUCAGGGUGCACGGACGCCGCACGAUCAGCUGCGGAUAUUGUUUUGCUUGCCCCAGGUCUUUCCACGAUUAUUGACGGUAUCCGCGUCUCGCGCGCCAUCUUUCAACGCUUGCGAUCCUAUGCUCUUUAUCGAAUCACGUCAACUAUUCAUUUCUUGAUGUUCAUGUUUGUUGUUACGCUGGUCGAGGACUGGAAUAUGCCUGCGAUUCUAUUGAUUAUGAUUUGCGUAUUGAACGAUGCUGCUACAUUGGUGAUUUCCGUCGACAAUACUCAAAUAUCCACCAAACCUGAUAAAUGGCGAAUUGGGCAACUCCUGACCCUUUCUACUAUUCUCUCUGUCUUCCUUGCAGGCUUAUCCUUUGGUCAUUUCUAUGUUGCACGAGACAUCUUCCAUGUUACACCAUAUGAGCUCAAUUCCAUCAUGUACCUCCACAUUUCGUCGGCACCUCAUUUUACGAUUUUUUCCACGCGUCUUCCCGGGUUCUGGUGGGAAAAUAUGCCCCAUUGGAUCUUUUUUGUAUGCGUUAUUGGCACCCAAAUCUUGGCACUGCUUUUUUCUGUGUACGGCGUUUUUGGUGAAGCCCAUGGUGUAGCACCUUGCGGUUGGGCUUGGGGACUUGCGGUGCUUGGCAUUUCUUUUGUUUACUUUAUGAUUUUGGACGUCGUCAAGGUAUACGUCCUGCGCAUUUGGAGCUUCGGCCUGACGGCUACAUUAUGCCCCACACCAGGCAGAAAGGCCAAAUUGGCAUCGCGCUUGGCAGAGACAAAAGAGAAAGAGUAUUCUGACAAGCUUUGGAACAAAAUGGCCAUUCAUGUUGCUGCACAUGAACUAGAGUAUGGGUUGCGUCAAUAAUCAUACUAGUGGUAAUUAUUAAUAAUAAUAAAAAUUUGCAUUUUCACAAUUCCAAAUUAAUGUAUGGCUGUAAUAACACUAGUUUACGAAAAAAA